CAAGUGUCUCUUGUUUCCGUGUGUGUACAGAAAGAAAACAUUUCUGUGUUUGGAAAUCGGUACGCGAUUUUAUAGAUUCAACUAAAAUACAAAAGCAUGUUUACCAAUGUUUUUUUGACGUCUAGUAAAUGCUUCAAGAUGCUUCCAUAUGGCUCGUAGGAGUGAAAGUGCCUAAAAGUCUCGAGCGAGCGAAUCCAGCAUGAACAUAUUUGCGUCGGGUGCUUGAUGGCGAGUGUUGCUAGGUACAAAUUUGUGCCAUCUAUGAUCCACGAGAAGGACGAUGUGUUUUUACAAGUUUUGGACGAAGACUCCAUUCUCACUGGGCUCCGAAAUGAGAUGAGUCCGACAAAAAGAAUUUCAAUUUUAGAAAGCCUACGUAUGUCAGUCCGUCGUAGUGGUGGACAACUUCACAUUCAAGAAAGAUUCAGUUUGUUCAACGCUAUUAAUAACAUUUUGUUGGACAAUGACGUUAACACACGUUUAGCGUGUUUAAAUCUUGUCUGUGAGGUUAUACCAGACUUCGGAAGUGCUUUAGACGAAUGUAUGGCAUUAAUUUUGCCUCAAUUGGUGGUUUUUAUUGCUCACAAUCAAGUCUCUUUGAAGAAGUUGGCAGUACAGACCCUACAUGUCUACAUGAAACAUUCAGAACAUUUAGAGAACGUACUUAAUGCUAUAAUCCAACAUGGUCUCGAAAGCGAUAAUAUGGACACUCAAAUGGAAAGCUUGAUAGCUUUACCGAUACUUAUUACGCCUAAUUUUGCCGAUGAAGACUUGUUUUCACUGACCGAGGCAUUAGUUGGACGAAUUGCUGGCAAUUCAUCCACUCAUGCGAACUCGGGAACAGAUACCACUUCCUUGGCAAUGAUAUCACUAGAGCGAAUAAGGAAUGUGGUAGGCAAGAGGAAUUUUGACAUAUAUGUUCAAAGACUUCAACCCAGACUACAAACAGUUUUAAAUAAAACCAUGAAGUCAGUAGGAAGUGACAAUGAUAAGAGUAAAUCUAGGAAAAGCAAGAGCGCUGGAGUCUCAACAGAAGAUGCCAGUCAUGGUGUUAAUAUAGACAAGACUAAGCUGAAUCGAGGGCUCACCAUAGCAGGCAUAAGUCAUGAAGCUGUUGUACAUCACAAGUCUGAUGCAAGAUACAUACCACCUGGCAUUAUGGGGAAAUUUAAAGAUACUGAUUGGAGGUUAAAAGUGAUUGGAAUCGAGGAACUUCAAGCUUGGCUGGACAAUGGUACAAAUUUGGAGAUACUCCUACCACACUUACAACAUUUUAUUUCUGUUUUAAAGGAAUUAGUAAAUGAUUCUAACUUCAAAGUGAAUCUAAGUUGUCUUCAAUUAUUUGGAGCAAUUAUAGACAAACUUGGGGCAAAAGUUGAACCAGUUCUAGAGAUUUUAGUAAAUGUCCUUUGCAGUAAACUUGGUGAUAAUAAAAAUGUGAUGAAACAAACAAAUAUGCAAGUUUUUAAGAAAUUGAUGCAAAAUGUGUCACCAAAAAGAGUUCUUGAAGUCCUAAAAGGGAACAUUAAACAUAGGAACUCACGAGUACGAGAAGAAACAUUGAAUGUGAUAAUUGCAUCCCUCUUGACAUUUCCAAGCAACACAUUUGACCUACCUCAGCUAACAAAUGAUAUUGCACCUGCAUUGUUGGACCCAAAGAGUCGUGUAAGGCAUGCUGCAUUAGAAGCAUUUGCAGUGAUUUCUCAAUUGAUGGGACGAAGUAAUUUGCAACCAUUAGUUUCCUCUGUUGAUAACAUUGAGUUAAACAUGGGAGGUGAUGGUGUCAUGGCUGCUGUGCAGGCAAGAUUUGCCAGACGUCAACUUCCAAAACUAAACAUGGAUGGAUUGGUUGAAUAUGCAGUUCCAUUACCCUCAUCUGGGUCUGCCAAAGUAAAUGCAAAUAUGUCUCCUAGGGGAGCAGAUGUUGAAUGGAUUUUAGCAGCUGGUGUUUCAUCAGAUGGUCCAUUGUCUGCAAGGUCUACUCCAGGUUUAAGCGAUUCAGCUUCAUCAAGUCCACAUAGACAUCUGAGUGCUGGAAAGAGUAGAUUGCCUUGGGAAAAUGGCAAGUCAACCAGUGACACAAAUGAGGAUCAUCCUCAAAAAUUAAAAAACUCCUGGGCUCUUGAUGAUCAUCAUGAUAUUGACUUGGGAGCAACUAAAACCAACAAAGGACCACCUCCUCAUUCAUCAUAUGCUGUAAAAUACAGUAAUAGGAAAGCCUCAACAAGCAGCAAUCCACCAGAAUCAUCUAAUCCAGUCACUUCCUAUGCCCAGCUUCACAAGAGUAAGUCAGCCAAAAGCCAAUCCUUUUCAACCAAAACUGUAAAGGGCAACAACUUGGGCCCUAUUAUGAAUGGAACAAAUGGUUACUCCUUGAUAUACAAGAAGGGAGGUUUGGGUAAUAAAGCAAUUCAAGAUCAUCCCAACAGUUUUGAUCCUAAUAAUCAUCCAAGGAAGCCUCUUGUGAGGAAUAAUUCUGUUGGAGGUAAAUCACUCAGCCCUUUAAAUCCUUCAUCACCAAAAUCACCAGCAGCCAGACGAAAAACAAACACCAUGAUGGGUGUGAAGAACAAUGUUAGCCUCUCAGCCUCCCUUCCUGAUUGGUCAGAAUUAUCUAAUAGACAGCGAAAACUUUUGUCCUCUGUCUCAUCAUCAGGUAUGAGUCGUGAUGAAGAGCACCCCAGUUUGUCUAAUCCAUAUGUUGAAAGUCCAAUUCAAACUAAACCAACUUUGGUGAAAUCAGCUUCAAGGAAAGGUCGGGGGUUGAAGUCAAUUGACCCUGUCUCCAAUAUGAGACUUCCAAAUGCUGCCAGUCCAACCAUGCAUUCACCUGUUCCACUCAGAGAGCAACAAUUUGAUGGUUAUCAACAUAUGACAUCAGGAGGGAGAAAUCUUUCUCCUCUAUCAUCAGAUACUGAAGAUAGUCCACGAAAAUAUAAAUCAAUGAUUGGCAACAAAACCUGGUCAUCAGGUUCAAGGAAUAAUGAAGAUGAUAUAUUACCAUUUGACACUAAGCCACGUAUAGCUCGGACUCCAUUACACAUAAAACAUCAGACGUCUUCAGAUGGUACAAAUGUUGCUGACCAACCACAUAUGAGUGGUUAUGCAGUCAAACAACAUAAUGAAAUAGAAAUUAAGAAGAACAAUGACAUGGAAAUUGUUGGACAUGCUUUUGAUUCACCAGAAAAGAAAACUAACCAAACUAUGAAAUCAACCCUUGGUAGCACAUCUGGCAUUGGUAGUAGUUUAGAGGAGUCAGGUGAAUUGAGGGCUGGAUUUGAAUGUCUAUUGCGAGACAGAGGAGAGGAUGAGGUUGAAGACUAUGAGUUAGAUUAUGAAGAUGACACAGACUCUCAAGAUGAUCUAGAUAAUUCUGAUGAUCAAAAUUUGAAGAAUGGUCAAUUAUUAAGAGAUUAUAAAAAACAAAUUGUGGAUACGUUGGAUGAUGAUGAUACAUACAGUGAUACAAUGGAGGAUGAUGGUAGUGAUGGAGAGAGCUUGGAGGACAGCGAGGGAUAUGAAGAAUCUGAUGAAGAUGAUGAAGACAAAUCCCCCAAACGAUCUUCGUCGUCCGACGAAUACGAUAACUCCCGAAGUGAGCGACAAAGUUUAUCGAAGUCAACGCGAGAGCGCAUGGAACGUAAGAGAAUUGAAGAGGAACAACGAAUAUUGCGCGAGAGACAGAGAAUUGAAGAAAUACAAAAUCAGUCGAAGAUCGAAGCUAAAGAACAAAACUUAAGAGCAAAAUUAGCGAAAGAACAACAAGAAAUUGAGGAUUUGAUCAAACGAAAAGAGAAAGAAAAAAAAUAUGAACGAAUGAAGCAAGAAAAAUUGUUGCAGCAGUUUAAAAAGAAAACAGAAAAUGAAGAAUUUUUGAAAAGCAAAAAUCAGCUGGAAGAUUUGGAAGCAGCUAAGGAAGUUCACAGACAAAAGGAAAGAGCUGAGACAUUAAAGAAAAUACAACAGAAGAAAAAUGAUUUUAGAGUGAGCAAUGAAGUCACAAAUGAACAUUUAGAAGAUUUGACGGUGCAAGGUUAUCACACACCCACUGUAUCCACUGGCAUGACCAAUAAACAGCCACCUGCAGUAUCUACUAGUACAGCUGUUAAUCGAACCCUGCCAGUAGUAUCCAGUACAUUAGUUGACAAACAAGCCCAUGCAGUAUCCAAAACAUCAGUUGAGAAACCUGCGCCUGCUGUAUCCAAAACAUCAGUUGACAAACCUGCGCCUGUAGUAGCCAGUGCAGCAGUUCACAAACCGGUGGUGACCAGACCUCCCUUGUCAUCACCUAAAAAGAAAUCUGAGAACGCCAGUCAUAACCAUCAUGUGUCAUCUCAAGCAGAAAGUGUUAGUGAAUCUUCUAAACAAUCUCAUUCUCUUCCUGUAUCAUCCUCUGUGCCAAUUUGGGAAGUUGCUGUUUCUGAACUCCACCCAUUCUCCAACGGCGAUGCUGCCAUUAAAACAACGUUAAAGCUUCUGGACGACACUGAAUGGGAGGUGAAAUGCGAUGGAUUACUGUGUGUUCGACGUUUGAUACGUCAUCAUGUUGACGACGUCGUUCAACAACUUCACGUUCUUAUAUUAGCUGUUGUCGCUGAGGUGAAGAAUCUGCGUUCUCAAGUCUCUCGAGCCGGCAUUUACGUAUUGGGUGAUAUGUUCACUUGCCUUGAGAGAAACAUGGAUUUGGAUCUUGAGUUGACGACAAAUGCUCUGCUGAAAAAGGCAGGUGAAUCAAGUAGUUUCAUCCGUGGUGAUGUAGAGCGUUCUCUAGGAUGUAUGAUCUCAUCCGUUUCGCCAAGUAAAGCAAUAUCUACCCUGGUAGCAGGCGGAUCAAGCCAUCGCAAUGUGAACGUGCGAAAAACUGCAGCAAGAUUUUUGUGCUUGUUAGCUGAACGCAUGGGUCCUGCGCGAUGCUUGAGUGGGUCAAAGGAUAUCACGGAAAGAAUCUUAGUGGCUGCUGCAACGUUUGCUUCCGACGGCGGAGCUGACACUAGGUAUUAUGGCAGAUAUAUCUUGCACAUGCUUGAUGGUCAUGCAGAUUUUGACAAAAUGUUGAAAAAGUAUCUUCCAUCAAAAUCUCUCGAGCCUACUUUAAGCAUCAUAAAUAAUUUGAGAAGCAAAGGUUUGGGCGAUCCACCGAGCGAUAUAAGCUCGGCGCGUGCUCGUAAAGCACCGGUGACAAGCGGAGUUGGUUCGCGUGGUUCAAGUAUCGUAUCCACAGAUGGUGGUGGAAUUUCCACCAGCAAUGUUGCUUCACCUGUUAGUAAUACCUCAAGAGAAAGUUCAAGGCGACGUGCAAGACGUGUUUCACAUGAUGCUCCGUCACCACAGGAUCAAGAGGAUAUAGGAAGGCUUGUUGAACAGCUUUCUAGUAAAGAUUGGCAAGACAGAAUACUGGCAAUUGACUCGAUGGAGGAGAUUAUAGAAACACGGUUAUCAUUGUUCACUUCAAAUAUUGUUAAGAUAAUGGAUGGUUUUUCCCCACGGCUUUUGGACAACAAUAGCAAGGUGAACCUUCAUGCAUUACAAUGCCUGGAACGUGUCAUUCCAACAUUACGAGAUUCACUCAAUAGUUGCGUCGCCUCCGUUGUACCGAUUCUUGCAAAAAAUCUUGCAUCCAAGAACAAUAAUAUUGGAAAUAUGGCGGAGAAUGUUCUGAACAGUUUCAUCAAACAUCUUGAUAAUGCGCGUCUUCUUCAGCCUCUUGGUCAUUUCAUUCUUGUUUCCCCUGGUGGAAUACAAAACAGACCUUCGGCUGUAAAAAAGUUAUUAAUUAUUAUCAAAGACGUUUAUCCACGGAAACCGAACCUUGUUUUAAAACACGCUUUACCAGUGCUGUGGAAACUUCUGGAGUCCUCGAGCAGUGCUUCAUAUGGUAGUGGAAACAUGAAGGAGAGCGUGAAGAGUCUGGCUAACUUACUGUAUUCACUAAUGGGGGAAUCCCUGUUUGAUCAGGCUCAAACGAAAUCUCAUAGACUACGUCAGAAGCUCAAAGAACUACUUGAUCAAUAAAUCGUACUUUCAAAACAAGAUAGCAACAGGCGACGAUGUCGAAGGAUGCAAGUUAUGGUCUCAGCUCAUCAUUUUAGAUUUCGUUGUUCUAGCCAGAUAACUAAUAGAGGGUUUAUGACAAGAUGACGUGAUCGCCUAUCGUGUUGAAAAAGUUGAUUUCUUAAAGAGUUCUAUAUACAUAUAUAUAAUAUAUAAUUUAUUAACUUAUUACAUAAUAUGUUUUUAACAUUUGUACAUACAAAUAUCUUAACAAUGCGUGAACAUUUUUAGACUAAAAAUUCAAUAA
This is a messenger RNA of Dendronephthya gigantea, 6298 nucleotides long. RefSeq names its product TOG array regulator of axonemal microtubules protein 1-like. Gene Ontology annotation, molecular function: microtubule binding. The record is from RefSeq and is a predicted model, not a curated record. Gene Ontology annotation, biological process: microtubule cytoskeleton organization. Lineage: Eukaryota; Metazoa; Cnidaria; Anthozoa; Malacalcyonacea; Nephtheidae. The transcript has 22 exons. Gene Ontology annotation, cellular component: cilium; cytoplasmic microtubule. Bases 226 to 6012 code for a protein of 1928 amino acids.